GCUGUGUUGAGCUGUCAGUCAUGAUUCUGCACCCCGUUUUUCGUUUGAACAAACUUUAUGGCCCCAUUUAGCUCCACAGAGCUGCCCUGAUUGUGCCAGCAAAAAAAAAAAAAGGAUCAGCACAUUGAAGCUUAUUUAAGGCGGAUCAACUGCAGCUCUGUUCAGACUGUCCCCUGUCUGUCCUUGCAGAUGGUCACAGAGUUUGGUUUAACAACUGCUGGCCCGGUGCGUUAAAUGGAGAGAAUCACCAACCUUUCUCUCUGCAGGUGCCAAACAAUAAACAGUAGUCAAAUGAAACUCCGCCCACCUAGUGCACAGCCGCAGUAGCAGCCACAGCCUCCCAGGUGAGAACCAUCACCUGCCUCAACGCUUCCUCCUGUUUUCUUAUCAAAGUGUGGAUGUUGUAGCUACUUUUCAUUUCGUUGUGACGCAGGAAGGUUUAAGAUGAAUAUGAAAGUGUUUGCAGAUUGAUGUGGAUGUGAAUUCAGCAUCAUGGAUCAGCGUGAGGACCAGAAAGAAGAAGAACCUCUGUCUGAAACCAAGGACCAGAGCAAAGCUCAGAGCUUUAUUUACAGCAACAAACCUGAAGAUGACCGUAAACAUGGAAGGAAACGGAAACGUGAACCCAGCGCUGAAUCCUGGAGGAGUAACUUAUCAAAGCAUCAGUAUAUUGAUUUUAAAUCAGACCAUCCUUCAGCUACAGAGAGAAGAGAACCUGAACCAGGAUCCAGUUGUUCACCUGGAAAACACUCAGAAAUGGACCAACCUCCGUCUGUAAAGGAAUUGAAGCUGUUCUCAGAGGCUCCUAGUGGUCAGUCUGCCCAACAGCACCAAAGAGAGCUGGACUCCAUAUUUAUGGAGCUGAAAGGGAACAUAAACACUUUUGUGGAGAAUGAACUGCAGAAGAUCCAAAUGGUCCUGGGUUCAGAUUACCCAGAAGGUUCAGAGGGGAAUAAGGAGGAUGAUGAGGUUUUAGAGGGUGAAGAUAAAGAGCAGAUAAAGAAGUGCAGAGAAGCUUUUGAGAAGAUCACGCAGCACUUCCUGAGGAGGAUGAACCAUGAGGAGCUUGCUGACCGUCUUCAAAGCAAAUCACUCAUCACAUGCCAGCAAACACUGAAGUCUAACCUAAAGAAGAAGUUCCAGAGUGUGUUUGAAGGGAUUGCUAAAGCUGGGAAACCAACCUUUCUGAAUCAGAUCUACACGGAGCUCUUCAUCACAGAGGGAGAAACUGGAGAGGUCAACGAUGAACAUGAGGUCAGACAGAUUGAAGCAGUGUCCUGGAAACCAGACAGACCAGAAACACCAAUUAGACAUGGAGACAUAUUUAAACCCCUACCUGGAAGAGAGGAACCAAUCAGAACAGUCAUGACAAAGGGAGUGGCUGGCAUUGGGAAAACAGUCUUGACGCAGAAGUUCACUCUGGACUGGGCUGAAGACCAAGCCAACCAGGACAUCCAGUUCAUGUUUCCGUUCACGUUCAGAGAGCUGAAUCUGUUAAAAGGAAAACAGCUCAGCUUGGUGGAGCUUGUUCAUCAGUUUUUUAGUGAAACCAAAGGAAUCGACAGGUUUAAAGAGUUAAAGGUUGUUUUCAUCUUUGACGGAUUGGAUGAGUGUCGACUUCCUCUGGACUUCCACAACAAUGAAAUCCUGACGGAUGUAACAAAGUCCACCUCAGUGGAUGUUCUUCUGACAAACCUCAUCAGAGGGAAACUGCUUCCUUCAGGUCGCCUCUGGAUAACCACACGACCUGCAGCAGCCAAUCGGAUCCCUUCUGAGUUUGUUGGCAUGACGACGGAGAUUAGGGGAUUCACUGACCUACAGAAAGAUGAGUACUUCACAAAGAGAUUUAGAUAUAAGAAGCAAGAAAAAAUUGUAAUUUCCCACAUCAAGAAAUCACGAAGCCUCCACAUCAUGUGCCACAUCCCAAUCUUCUGCUGGAUCACUGCUACAGUUGUGGAAGACAUGUUAAACAACAAAAACAGAGAAAAGCUGCCAAGCACCCUGACUGAGAUGUACAUACAUUUCCUGGUGGUGCAGGCCAAGGUGAAGAAGCUCAAGUAUGAUGGAGGAGUGGAGACAGAUUCACACUGGAGUCCAAAGAGCCAGAAGAUGAUGGAGUCUCUGGGAAAACUGGCUUUUGAGCAGCUGCUAAAAAGAAACCUCCUCUUCUAUGAAUCAGACCUGACAGAGUGUGGCAUCGAUCUCGAAGAAGCUUCAGUGUGCUCAGGAGUGUUCACACAGAUCUUCCAAGAGGAGAGAGGGCUGUAUCAGAACACUUUGUUCUGCUUCGCCCACCUGAGUGUGCAGGAGUUUCUGGCUGCUCUUCAUGUUCAUCUGACCUUCAUCAAAUCUGGAGUCAAUCUGCUGGUAAAAGACGAAAUGAAAUCCAAGGAUUUAGAAGAAACAGACCAUGUAUAUUCAAAGAUUGAUAUCUACAAGAGCGCUGUGGACAUGGCCCUAGAGAGUCCAGAUGGACAUCUGGACCUGUUCCUCCGCUUCCUUAUGGGUCUUUCACUGGAGACCAAUCAGAGUCUCCUAAGGGGGCUGAUGUCACAGACAGUAACCAGAUCACAGAUCAAUCUAGAAAUAGCCCAGUACAUCAAGGAGAAGAUAAAUAAAAAUAUUUAUUUGGAGAAAAGCAUCAAUCUGUUCCACUGUCUAAAUGAACUAAAGGAUCAGUCUCUGGUGAAGGAAAUCCAACAAUCUCUACGCAGAGGAAGUCUUUUGGUAGAUCAACUGUCUCCUGCUCAGUGGUCGGCUCUGAACUUCUUCCUGCUGUCAUCAGAAGAAGGUCUGGAGAUCUUUGAUCUGAAGAAAUACUUUGCUUCAGAUAAUGUUCUACUGAAGCUGCUGCCAGUAGUCAAAGCCUCCAGCAAAUCUAUACUGAGUGGCUGUAACCUGACGGAGAGAAGCUGUAAAGCUCUAUCCUCAGUUCUCAGCUCACAGUCUUCCUGUGUGAAAGAGUUGGACCUGAGUAACAACAACCUGAAGGAUUCAGGAGUGAAGCUGCUCUGUGCUGGACUGAAGAGUCCACACUGUGAACUUGAGGUUUUAAGGCUUUCUGGCUGCCUGAUCACCAAGGAAGGCUUUGCUGCUCUGGCCUCAGCUCUGACCUUGAAUCCUGGUCACCUGAGAGAGCUGGACCUGAGUUACAAUCAUCCAGGAGAGGCAGGAGUUCAGCUUCUGGCAGCCAGACUGGAUGAUACAGACUGGAAGCUGGAGACUCUCAAGGUGGAGCCUGCUGGAGUCCAGUGGUUAACAGCAGGUCUGAGGAAGUAUUCCUGUUCACUCACAGUCGACCUGAACUCUGUAAACAAACACCUCAAGUUAUCUGACGACCACAGGAAGGUGACGCGUGUAGGAGAGGAGCAGCCCUAUCCUGAUCAUCCAGACAGAUUUGACCUCUUUAAGCUGCUGUGCAUUAAUGGUCUGACUGGUCGCUGUUACUGGGAGGUGGAGUGGAGUGGGAGGGUUUACAUAUCAGUGAGUUACAGAGGAAUCAAAAGAAAGGGAGAGAGUGACGACUCCUGCUUUGGAUUUAAUGAUCGCUCCUGGAGUCUAAUCUGCUCAGAUUAUGGUUACGCUGUUUGGCAUAACUGUAGAAAAGCCUCCUCCUCCUCCUCCUCCUCCUCCUCCUCUGGCAGAGUAGCAGUCUAUGUGGACUAUCCUGCUGGGACCCUGUCCUUUUACAGAGUCUCCUCAGACACACUGGUCCACCUCUACUCCUUCAGCACCACCUUCACUGAACCUCUUUAUCCUGGAUUUGGAUUUUGGUCCAGGGUUCAUUCUAGGGUGUCUUGGUGCUCAUUUUAGUGUAGGUUCCACAAUUUAAACAAACCUUCUUUCUGUAAACACACACUGUCCCAGGAUGUGGCCAGCUUCAGAGGUCGACUAAUGAAAAGAUGAAACGGUUUAAAGAGAGACCGGAUGGCAGACAAAUAAACAGAUUUUUGAAAAAGUUUAUUAACUGCUCAUAACCUCUGUGUUGAACUCACUUCAAAACAUUCUAUACUUUUCAAUACUUCAUAAAUACUUUUAAAAACAACUUCAGUUCAUGUUAAGCAUUAGUCAAUCUAAGUGGUUUCCACCUUUUUAACUGGUUUUUGUAUCUGUAUGUAUUAUUAUUAUUAUUAUUAUGAGCCAAUUCAAAAUAAGGAAUAACUAAAUCACAUUUUUAUGUGAUAUGUUAUGCACCUAGUCUAUGACCCUAAAACAGAUUGUGAUGCUGGGAACCAGGAACCAGGUCCCUGCACUACUCUGCCACCAGACUCUCUUAGGAAAAGGCAUUCUGUAGAUGUUUCCGGCUGGGCCCCAGGAGCCCCAGGAGCCAAGGCUCAACCACUGGCUGCCUCUACACCUUGUUAUGUGUUGAUUCUGCCGAGAGGCGGUGAGGGUGUGAUGUGGGGGUUGCUCUCCUGUGUCAAAAGGGUUGAAUUGGUGCGAUGCUGAUGUAAGGGUUAAGCACGCAACCACAUAUAGAGGCUAUAGUCCUCGAUGCGGCCGGUUUGAGUCCCGGACCCAGCGACCUUUGCCGAAUGUCUCCUUCUCUCUUUGCCCCUCUUUCCUGUCUACCUACUAUCAAAAAUAAACGCCUCUAUUGCUGAAAAAAAUAUAAAACAAAAAACGAAAAGGGUUGAAUUGAGGUGGUUUGGAUGCCUCAUAGGCACCUCCCUUUGGAGGUAUUCUGGGGACAUCCAAAUAAGAGGAGACCCUGGGGGGAGACCAAGAGGCCAUGAUCCCCCAGAAUGGGCUGAAGAGUGUUCCUGCAGAGAGGGAUGUUCCUUCAAUGAAUGGAUGGAUGUUAUGACCUUAUCUACUGUAAGGCCACAUCAUGGGUGGUCAUAUGUUAUGCCUGCUGUUUUUACUGUUUCAUAAAAGUCACAGGCCUAUAAAGGCUGCAAACCCAAUAAAAUUGUUUCAUGAAA
Messenger RNA from Girardinichthys multiradiatus, 4925 nucleotides. RefSeq names its product NACHT, LRR and PYD domains-containing protein 1a-like. Gene Ontology annotation, molecular function: protein binding. The coding region runs from base 493 to 3813 and encodes 1106 amino acids. The transcript is spliced from 11 exons. Lineage: Eukaryota; Metazoa; Chordata; Actinopteri; Cyprinodontiformes; Goodeidae. The record is from RefSeq and is a predicted model, not a curated record.